AUGUCUGAGACAUUUGAAACACUUCAUAAUUUGGUGCACAAAGGAGUGAAAGUAGUGAUGGACAUCCCUUACGAAUUGUGGAACGAAACCUCAGCAGAAGUGGCUGAUCUGAAGAAACAGCUUUCUCAUAAGUUUUUUCUUCUAGUAACAGGGAGCUGCUCUUUGGCUUUUACUCCGACACUGUCGCCACCAAAGCAUGUGAUAAUAAAUGGUGAAAGGAAGACAUUACUAGCAUGCCUAGUGAGAGACCUCUCCAAAGAUGCUUCUCCGGCUGUUUUGUUUUCCAAUGGAAAUGGGAGCAUGCUGGCAUCUCCCGUUUAUGGGCUUUCUGGAGAAGAAGAUGGUACUUUCAGUGCAAUCUCUCAAAUUUCCAUCAACACCCAAGAUUUUGCAUCCUGGAAUAAUGUUGUUUGCUACGUGGCACAAAACCAAACCUCACAGAAAUGGAACACCACCUCUCUUCAAUUAUCUGAAAACACUAUGGGGGAGUUGUGCCUAGAUGAAAACCAAGAAGCCCUAGACCAGGUAUUGCCUCUUGAGAUUCUGCACAACCGCACGGAGGCGCUGGUUCUUUUGACCCUCAGAAUGCUGCUAUUCAAGAUGCUCCUGUUUGAUGUAUUGAUGACCUGUUGCAUCCUUUUCAAGAAGUAA
This is a messenger RNA of Anolis sagrei ordinatus, 651 nucleotides long. Lineage: Eukaryota; Metazoa; Chordata; Lepidosauria; Squamata; Anolidae. The record is from RefSeq and is a predicted model, not a curated record.